Messenger RNA from Caenorhabditis elegans, 5374 nucleotides. RefSeq names its product Girdin (gene mtcl-1). The transcript is spliced from 27 exons. The record is from RefSeq and is marked reviewed. Lineage: Eukaryota; Metazoa; Nematoda; Chromadorea; Rhabditida; Rhabditidae. The coding region runs from base 184 to 5094 and encodes 1636 amino acids.
ACAUUUCUUUGUCCUUCUCCUCCAUUCUAUUCCUGUUAUACGUCGUGAUCUUCAUAUAUCCUUCUCAACUGGAGAAGCUUGAAUUGGGAAUACGUCAUUACUUCAGCCAUCCAUUUUCCUGACCUUCUUAUAAAGCUUAGGUUGUAGGAGUUACUUGUUGAUUUUGUUUCUAGAAAACUAAAUAUGGGUAAUCAAAUCACGUGUGCACCACCGGAAGAUCGGGACACUAUUUCCAUGUCCUCGUAUUUUUCCGUGACAUCCACAAACGGAAUGAAUUCCGAUAGGUCUUGCCGUGGCAUUGAAAAUGGAAAAUCGGUGAAAAUCUAUGACACAGAAGCACUGUCGGUUUCUUCGUACCUGUCUGCAACUUCAAAAGGGAUGUCAUCGACCAAAUCAUGCGAGAGUGUGAAUGACACUAAAAGCAUGGUGACUGCGUUCAGUGGUAGCAUUUGCGAAGAAGAACGGGCCAUUACACCGACAGAAAACGAGUCAGAGUACAUCCAAACGUUGAAGGAAGAGAUCUCUCAACUGCGUGAUAUCAAUCACAGCUUGAAGGAGGAAAAGGCUCAGUGGGCUUUACGGCAACGCCUUCAGAACGCUGAACAAAGCGAGUCAUCUCUGAUCAACAUGCUAGAGGAUCGACUGAAUCAAGCCGAAAACCAGAUUCAAGACUAUCGAGAUGAGAAUACAGUGCUGAAAUGUGAACUUCGAGAGUUGCAGGAAACUACAUUUGCCACAUCUGACGAAAAACUGCGUGAGAAAAUCCGCACCACAGAAGGUCUCUGUGACGAAUUAAUGGAAGAAAACGAGCAGUUGAAAGCUGAAGUUAAAGAUUUACAGCAAGAAAUUGAAGAGAUGCAGGACCAGUACCGUGAGGAAGAAAUCGAAGAAUUCCGGGAGCUUCAGCGAGAACUUGAGCUUAAUGCAAAAAAUUGUCGCGUUCUGCAGUUUAAGCUGAGAAAAACAGAAAGAAGUAGAGAUCAAGCUGAAGCAGAGAAAAUGCACUCUGAGAAAAAACUAGAUGAAUACAUGAACAGUUGCCCAGAGGCGGUAGCUGCAUCUAUUAAAUCAGACAGUGCAAAAGUGAAAGAACUUGAAUAUGAGAUUCGAGUAGCAAAAGAGGUUUCUGUUAGACUGCAUAAUGAAUUAGAGCAAACUGAAGAAAAGCGGUGCAAGCUUGAGGACGAAGUGUUCUAUUUGAAGGAAAAAGUCAGAGAGAUUCAAACUCAAAACAAAUGGAGAGAAGCGCGGAACAAAACUGAUAUUGCUGUGAAGCGGCUAUCUGCCGAAAUUGCAGCCAGCGUUCCUAAUAUUCCGGAGAAUGAAAUGUCCAAAGAGCUCCGAGAUGCUCUCGAGCGGGAAAUCGACUUGCGUGAGCAGAUGAGGUUUUCUGAAGAAGAUCUGAAAAGAACACAAAUUCGAUUGCAGGAUGUGGAGAACGAGAACGAGGAGCUUCUCAAAAAACUGUCUAAGGCGAGCAAACUUCGUCCACCGAUGAUUCGAUCGGCUAGCGACGGAAAUGCUCAUCUCCAAUUGGAACUUGCCGAGAGUCAAGUGCAACAUUUGAAUACCAAAAUAGAAAGGCUGGAAAAGACCAACGAUCACUUGAACAAGAAAAUCGUCGAAUUGGAGGCCGACUGCAAGCGUGGCGGCGUGACCUCAGCACAUUCCAAAGCUGGCGAAUUCAAAUUAACGCCUGAAAUGGAAAAGGACAUGUCAAAAAUGAUUGUGACAAUCAGCGAGCUUGAACGCAAAAAUCUCGAGCUCACAACUCAAGUCAAGCAGUUGGAAACUAAAGUGACACCAAAGCCUAACUUUGUUGUGCCAUCAGGAACAACCACCACAGAAUUGCGCAAAGAGCAGGAAAAAAGGAAAGCGCUAGAAGCUCAAGUAAACGAGUUAAAAACAACAGUAUUUAAGUCCGAUAAUCAAAAAGUUAUCUCCCUCGCCACCAAGAUCGAACAGCUGAACGGUCAGCUUCAGAUGGUGAAUGAGAGAUGUAACACACUUCACAAAAAACAAGUCAAAGACGGGGAGAUCCAAUAUUCGGAUGAGUUGAAACAAAAAAUUGAAGAUCUUGAAAAGCGGCUUAGUGAGAAGUUGGCCAUUGAUUCAGUCAGUGAAUUGCAAGGCAAAAUUCCGACCAUUGAUGAAAUUGAGCAGUGUUGCGAAGUUUUAGCAGCAGUUGAGACCCAAACUGGAAGGUUAUGCAAGCAAUUCGAAAAGAUUGAUCACGCACAGAAAGAUGAACGUCGUCGAUCACUUUCCAAGGACAGCGGUGCAGCAAUCAUAGCUGAACUUGCCAAUGUCAUGCAAGAAAUGAAAAACGUGCACCAAAAGCUUGACAAGAUCAAAAACGUCACUCCAAAUACUGGAUUAUCUGUAAAACGAAUUCCAAGCAAGGAAAACCUUCUCGAAAUAAAAUGCUCAAAAUGUGACCAACUACAAACAAGCAUUGAUGAACAGGCAAAUGAGAUCUCAUUUUAUAAAAAGAAAAAUAAGGAUUUGACAAAUCAAGUGCUCCAAACAGAAGAUCGCUGGACAAUUGAGAUUGAAAAGCAGCGUCAGAUAUUUGAAAAAGAAAUCAAGACGUUAGGAAUCAGAGUCGCGGAUGCUAAAAGACAGAAUGAUGAAUUAUCAGAGCUGUUGGAAUCAAAAUCAACAACACUUGUUGAAAAGACAAGAUCUUUAGAAGAACAAGAGGAGAGAAGCAAGAAGUUAAGAGCUGAAACAGAAUUGUUGAGAAAAGAUAUGCAGGAGUUAGAAACUGAUAAGAAAACGGUGAAAGAGUUUGAAAUCAAGUACAAGAAACUAGAAAGCAUAUUUGAAACCGAACGUGAAAAAAUGAAUGGAGAAAGAAAUCGUUCUAAAAACGAACUCGCCGCAAUGAAGAAAUUGAAGGAUGACGCUGAAGAGCAUUUGAAAAAGUUAUCAGAUGAUCAGAAGAAAAAUGAUGCCGCUUGGAAAAUCGAAAAGUCUAAACUGGAAAAAGAUAUUGCUUUGCUCAAGAAACAGUUACCUGAUGAGCAUGAAAUGAAAGAGUCGACUGCUACUCCACAAAACUCGAUUUCGGGAGAAUCUUCACCACUCCGUCGUCAAGAUAGUGAAAAGAUGCUUGUACUUGAACUUAAGAAGCAAAUUUCAAUACUUGAAAAGAGAAUUGCUGAUUCGAACAGCUCACUGGAAGAAUGCAAGAUUCAAAAUGCAGAACUCAGAGAUCAGCUCGCAAAAGUUCAGGCAAACUGGGAGAAAGAUAAAGAAGUGUUCCAGCACAAAACCAGAAAAAGCGAAAAACUACGAACAGUUGAGAUAGAUGCAAUGCAACAAAAGUUUAGCAGUAGAAUGCGAAUCAUGGAAGACACUAACAAAGCCCUGCAUUCACAGCUUGUCCUAGCUCGGCGUGAGCGUGAUACAAACAAAGAUGCUCUGACAAAUUUCGAAAAACAGGUUACCGACGAAAGGAAUAAUUUGAAAGUGAAAGAGAAGUCGGCCAAUGAAUCAACGGAAAAAGUAAAGGAACUUCAAAAUCGAUUAACCGCCAAAGAGGAAGAACUAGAACGCUUAAACACUGAUUUACGGUUAACAAAAGAAGCUCGAAAAGCGGAUCAAAUUUUAUGGAACAUUGAUAGAGCUAGAAAUAGGAAUGAAAAAAUCGACAACACUGAUUCGGUUGAAACGAUUCGCAAACAAUAUCGCGACUGUGAAACAUUUUAUUCAAAGGAGAUGGAUCGAUUAAAUGAUAAAAUCACAGAAAUAACAGCAGAGAAGAAUCGACAGAAGAAUGAAGCACAGAAAACCAUUAGAGUGCUCAGCGAGCAGAUCAAAGUUUUGGAGAUUGAGCAAAAGAAUUUGUCGCAAAAUAAAGAUAGUCAACAGGUCGUAAAGGAAAUGAUUGAAUCUGAGAGGGAACGUCUCCAACAAAUUGUUCACCUGAAUGAACUCCAAAAACUAACUCGGAAGUACCGUCUUAGCAGUAUAAUUGAUCAGUUAGCGUAUGUCAGCGAAGCAACCCGUAAAACAUCACGAGAGGCCGAGCCAGAUGGCAUUCGCUACAUUAUAAAUCAGCUAACAGUUUUAAGAGAUGACGAAGCGGCCAACAAUUUGAAUCCAGAUGAGAGAGCAGGUUCUGUGCUCGGAGAAAAGGCUUCAAAUGGGUAUGCUCCGUCAAUCUCAGAGUGUGGAGAGGGAACUUAUGAUAACAUUAGUCAAUCAUCCUUCUCAAUUCGAUCAGUAAACAGUGCUCCACUGAGGCAUGCGUAUAGACACGCUAACCUUCCUAUUCCAACUACCACUGCUUCUGUUUCAACGACUAUUAGUGAAACUGAGCCGUAUUAUAGUAAACCGGAGAAGCUGAACAUCAUCAGUAAUUACACUACAAAGAGAUCAUUCAGCACUGAAAGCUCAAAUGGGUUUGACAAAUACGGUCGUCCAAUGAGACGAGGAUUAUAUCACGAACCAUCAUCAAGUAAUAACUUAAGUGUACCGGGUAGAAAAACAUCAAAUGAUGAGUAUUCAAUGAGUCGAGCUGCUUCAUUCGAUAACCGCAGCCAGUUUAGUGAGGACGAGGUGACCGAGGAUGGAAGGAGCUCCCGGCCCAACAGCACGGGCGCAAAUAUUCUGUAUAGAGUUCGAAGAGAGGAACUGGCACGUGGCGGACAGCCAUCGGUGAAACUGAUGGCAAAGGCUUUUGAGGCAAUUGAUGAGCCGAGAACGGAUAAGAGAGGGUUCUUUGGAAUUAGGAAGUCAAGAUCAGUGGAAACGACGCAAAAUGGGAAGCAUAGUAAAUUUGAAGAAGCUGCUAACUCAGCCUUGAUGCACAGUUUGGGACAAGUAGAGGAAGGAGUCAGCAGCAAUUAUGCAACCCUACCAAGAGGAGGUCGAAAUCCUUUCAAAAAUAUGGGGUCUCGUUUGGUGGAGCGUGUUCGCAGAAGCUUAUCCCGGUCGAGUAGACAAUCUCGUGAUUCUGACAGGGAAGAUGAGAUUGAAGUACAAGUUUACAAAAAGCCUGAAAAACCAAUAUCUUCCCCCAAGAAAACGAAAAAGAAGUCAGCCGAAUCAAAAGCUCGCAAGAAUUCCAGUAACAUCUUCACAUAGUUUGAUAUUUUCCAGUUUUCUCUCAUUCUAUUCCAAGUUUGUUAAUUUUUUGAAAAUCUCUCAUAGUCAUCUAAAUUACUUGUCCACUCUGUUGCCAAUUUGAUUAUCCAUAUGAUUUCACGAGAAAUAAGUUAACUUUGCUCCAUUCUUUUCAUUGAAAGUGUUAAACUUUAAACCCAUGCAUUAAGUUCAUUUGUUUGUUUAUUUGUUUCGUUUCACUGAAACUAUUAAUGAAAGGUUUUCUUAAUUUGUGAUUUGUAAAAUGAAAAAAAUGUAAAAU